AUGGCUGAGGCUUUACUAGGAAUUGUGAUUGAAAACUUGCACUCUUUCAUGCAACAACAACUUGCAACAUUUUGGAGUGUAGAUCAACAAACUGAAGUGCUUUCCAGAAACCUCGAAGCAAUCCAUGCUGUCCUCAAAGAUGCUGAGGAAAAGCAAAUAACCAACCAUGCCUUGAAGCAUUGGUUGCAAAAUCUCGUAGAUGCAGCAUAUGUGCUUGAUGAUACCUUGGAUGAAUGUUCAAUACAAUACAAAAAGCUAAAUUGUGAAGGACAAAAUUCUGGGUCUGCACCAUUCAUAGCUUGGUUUCAUCCUCGCAACAUUGUAUUUCGUUGUUCUAUUAGUAAGAGGAUGAAAGAUAUCACCCGAAGAUUUCAUGAAAUUGAGGAUGAGAAGAGAAUGUUUGAAUUGCAUGCAAGUAUCACAGAAAGGCAACAAGACGAUAAUGAUGAAUUGCGCCAAACAAUCUCUACCAAUGCUGAACCCAAAGUAUAUGGAAGAGACCAAGAUAUAGAGCAGAUUGUGGAGUUUCUUCUGGGUCAUGCUAGUAACAAUGAAGACCUCUCCAUCUAUCCCAUUGUUGGUAUGGGUGGAGUUGGGAAAACAACACUUGUUGAACGCGUCUUCAAUGAUAAAAGGGUAAGCAAAAAUUUUGACUUGACGAUUUGGGUUUGUGUUUCUAAUGAUUUUAGUGUGAAGAGGAUACUAAUAUCCAUCAUAGAAUAUUGCACAAGAAAAAAUCCCAACCUCUCAUCUUUGGAAGCACUGCAUAAGGAAGUUCAACAAGUGUUGCAUGGCAAAAGGUAUUUGCUUGUCCUAGAUGAUGUGUGGGAUGAUGAUAAUUUUCAAGUCAAGUGGGAGAAGUUGAAGAGUUCGUUGCAGUGUGGAAGUGGAACAAAAGGUGCUUCAGUUUUGGUCACUACUCGACUUCAGAAUGUGGCAUUCAUUAUGAGAACAAAUGACUCGGUUCAUCAGUUGACAGGCUUAUCUGAGAGUGAUAGUUGGUCAUUGUUCAAACACCGUGCAUUUGGACCGAAUAGAGAAGAAACUGAAGAGCUUGUAUCAAUUGGCAAAGAGAUAGUGAGAAAAUGUGUUGGUUCUCCUCUCGCGAUCAAAGCACUAGGAAGCCUUUUGCACUUUAAAAGAGACAUAAAACAAUGGCAGUGUGUAAAUGAAAGUAAGUUUUGGGGCUUACCUGAGGAUAACUCCAUCAUGCAAGCUUUGAAACUAAGCUACUUUAAUUUGAAAUUGUCAUUGAGGAGAUGCUUUUCAUUUUGUGCACUUUUUCCUAAAGAUUUUGAAAUCAAUAGGGAAGAAUUAAUUCAUCUAUGGAUGGCUAAUGGGAUGAUUGAAUCUAGAGGAAGUUGGGCGGUGGAGGAUGUUGGUAAUGAGAUGUGGAAUGAAUUAUACCAAAGAUCAUUUUUCCAAGAAGUAAAGACUAAUGUGUAUGGCAUCAUUACAAGUUUCAAGAUGCAUGAUCUAUUUCAUGAUCUUGCCGAGUCUAUCAUGGGUGAAGAAUGUAUGAUUUCUGAGCAUAGAAGGUUGACUAAUUUGUCAAAGAGACUUCAUCAUUUGCAUUGCUUAAACUCUAACGAGUCAAUCAAUAUGGUAGCCUUUAAGAAAGUUGAAUCCUUGAGAACUUUUCUUGAUUUUGAUUCGGAUAUGUCACGUGAAAAUUUUCGUCGGUUGCCAUCAAACAAUUCUCUCCGAGCAUUAAGGACGAGCACUUUUCGACUAUCACCACUGAAGAAUUUAUCACAUUUGAGGUAUUUGAAUCUUCGUAAGAGUUGGAUCACAAGCUUGCCUAAUUUUAUAUGUGGGUUGCAAAAAUUACAAAUAUUGAAAUUGGAAGAUUGUGAGUACCUUUAUUGGUUGCCCAAAGACUUAACACGAUUACAAGAUUUAAGACAUCUUGUGAUUAAUAGAUGUUAUUUAAUAGUAGAGAUGCCUCCCAAAAUUGGCGAGUUUAAGCAUCUAAAAACAUUGAGCACUUUCAUUGUGGGUUCAACAGGUUUUGGGUUGGUUGAGUUACACGAUUUACAACUAGGAGGCAAGCUACAUAUCAGAGGCCUUGAGAAUGUCCCUAAUGAAUGGGAUGCUCAACAAGCUAACUUGAUUGGUAAGAAGGAGUUGAAUCGCUUAUACUUGUCAUGGGGUAGUAAUGCUAAUUCUCAUGGUAAUACUAAUGUUGACCCUCAAAGAGUACUUGAAGCUCUUAAGCCUCCCCCUAAUCUCAAGUGUUUUGGGAUGAAGGGAUACAAGGGAAGAGAGUUGCCUAGUUGGAUGAGAAAUACCUCGCUUCUCAAAGGCUUAGUUGAAGUUCUUCUCUAUGAUUGCAAUAACUGUGAGUGGCUUCCUCCACUUGGUAAAUUACCAUGUUUAAAAACUCUUUUCCUAUCCGGAAUGAAAGAUGUAAAGCACAUAGAUGAUGAUUCAUACAAUGGUAUGGAGAAGGCUUUUCCAUCCUUGGAGAAACUCACCAUGCGGGGUUUACCAAAUUUGGAGAGAAUGUUGAGAAAUGAAGGAGUUGAAAUGCUCCCACUUCUUUCCCAAUUAAGCAUUUGUGGCAUUUCCAACCUUAAAUUACCAUGCCUUCCAAGUGUUGAGCACCUUAUAGCUGGUAGCAUUGAGGACGAGGCUUCUUUCAUGCAAGGGGUUGUGGCAAAUAUGCCUUGUCUCAAGACCAUGCAUAUUACAACCUUUAAAAAGCUCAACGUAUUACCUGAUGAACUUGGCAAGCUGAGCUCACUAGAUGAAUUGUUCAUUCAACAUUGUAAUGAACUUGAGUCCUUUACUGAGCAUGCAUUACAAGGUUUAAGUUCUCUUCGAAGGUUGGAUAUCUGUAACUGUGAGAAAUUAAAAUCCUUAUCUGAAGGUAUUGGACACUUGGCUUGUCUUGAGAGUCUUACAAUCUACGAGUGUCCAAAGUUGGUGGCUCUGCCUAGCAAUAUGAACCAACUAACUGCCCUUAGACAGGUCACAAUCAUUGGCAAUUCAUUACCAGAGGGCUUACAACGUAUCCCUUCCCUACAAAGGUUGCUCAUAACAGGAAAUCCUGGUCCAACCUUGUUGCCAGAUUGGUUGGGAAACAUGACUUCUCUAAAACAAAUAGAAAUCACUAUGUGUACGGAGUUGAGGUCACUACCAAGUAGCUUUCAACACCUUACCAAUUUGUGUAAAUUGAGCAUUUUUAAUUGCCCUCAGCUGGAGAAGCGGUGCAAGAGGGAAACAGGAGAAGAUUGGCAAUAUAUAAAUCACGUUCCACAAAUCCAACUUACUUCAACAGAGAAUAUUACUUUCCCAUUUUGUGAGAAUAUUCAAUUGGCAUGGAAGUUAUCCAAGUUUGGGAUAUUGUUUGCUGUAAAUUUAUUGCGUCACGGUUACACUGAGGAAGAUGGAUUUGAUUCAAUGGUUGAUGUGUGA
Abrus precatorius (Indian licorice) is the source of this 3420-nucleotide messenger RNA. RefSeq names its product putative disease resistance protein RGA4. Gene Ontology annotation, molecular function: ADP binding. Lineage: Eukaryota; Viridiplantae; Streptophyta; Magnoliopsida; Fabales; Fabaceae. Gene Ontology annotation, biological process: defense response to other organism. The record is from RefSeq and is a predicted model, not a curated record.